Ziziphus jujuba (common jujube) is the source of this 1032-nucleotide messenger RNA. Its product is annotated as chaperone protein dnaJ 15-like. NCBI's taxonomy places the organism in Eukaryota, Viridiplantae, Streptophyta, Magnoliopsida, Rosales, Rhamnaceae. Bases 62 to 358 code for a protein of 98 amino acids. The record is from RefSeq and is a predicted model, not a curated record. The transcript has 3 exons.
UUAAAUAACGGUGGUGGUAGGCAUUUCUUGCUGAGAGAUAUGUAUGAUGAUAUGAUGCUGGAUGGAGUACAGCCAAGUAGGGAUACAUUCCAUUCUGUCAUCAGUUAGUGGAAAGGUGCUUUCAUGUUUGUUAUCAUGGACUUUCAUUCUUUCUGGAAUUUUCCGUUUGGUUGAUUUUGUUUUGUUGCAGGUGGAUAAGCAAAAUGCUCAUUUCUUUGGUGUUACGAUCAACGAGCAACAAGCCGAGUGUGGUAUUGUAGAAAGAGUUACUUCAAAUGCACAAAGCAAAUUUAAGUUACUUUAUUUCGAGCAAGAUGUGAAUGGCGGUUAUGGUUUGGCCCUACAGAUGGAUAAUUGAUCCUCCUCUGGAGGUCAAUGUACCAUCAAAACGCACACCAUGGCCUGAUGCCCCUCCUGAACUCCCUACCAAUGAAAAUGUAGUGUUGGGCAUCCAAGAGCAUGCUGUAAAGCAUCCUACAAAGACCCGCACAUCUAGAUCAAAGAGACGAAGCAAGAGAAAGCAUGACACAAGAACGGUGGACACACAGGUUGCUUCAAAGCAUUCUGAAAAAAUUUGAAAAUCUUAGCACGAAGACGGCUAGAGAUGCAUGCUGCUGUGUGAAUUUUAGGCAUCAUUCUUCAGCAUCAUAAAAAAAUUUGAAUUGCAAAGGCUUAUUAGCACAGAGGCAGAUGGCCUAACCUGGUAUAUGUGAAAAGAAUCCUUCACGCUGGGCCAGUUGAUAACAGGCAUUGGAGUUUGAAUUUUCAUUUAAUUUUUCACAAAUUUUUUCUUUCUUUUAUAUAUUUUUGUUUGGGAUAUCAGGAUUCUGGUUCAGCAUGAGGUAUGCCAACAAAGUCUUGCCGUGUCUGCUACCUUGCAGGACUUUGUAUCCAAUAUGUUUAGAAUCUUAUACAUAAUCUUGGAACAUAGGAAUUAUAGAGUUGUGUUCAGCUGGAUUUUUGUAGAAAAAAAGAUACCAAAAUGUAAUAAACAAAAAAGAAAAAAAAAAAACAAAGGAAACUUCCAUAUUU